Pieris napi is the source of this 464-nucleotide messenger RNA. Its product is annotated as juvenile hormone acid O-methyltransferase-like. NCBI's taxonomy places the organism in Eukaryota, Metazoa, Arthropoda, Insecta, Lepidoptera, Pieridae. The record is from RefSeq and is a predicted model, not a curated record. The transcript is spliced from 4 exons. Bases 1 to 459 code for a protein of 152 amino acids.
AUGGGAAACGCGUUUCGAAAUAUCUAUAAUCUUCUGCAGGGAGAUGGUGACUGUCUGGCAACAUUCGUAGGACAAGCAGCCUUCUACGACGCAUUAAGAGAACUGGCCAAAAGAAAAAAAUGGAAAAUUUGGCUUAAGGAUACGGAAAAAAUUAUAUCACCUUACCACGACAGCUCAAAUCCUGAAAAGCAACUCAGAGAAAUGUUAGAUAAAAUCGGAUUUUCGUUUAUUGAAAUACAGUACAAGAGAUUAUCUUUUCAGUAUGAAAGCGCAGAAUUAUUUCAGGAAGCGAUUAAGGCACUCACUCCAUUCAAGAUUCCUGCAGACAUAUUCAACGAAUUUUUAGCUGAACUUUUUGAAGAAAUGCAAAGAAUAGAUUUUGAAGUCUACAAAUAUGAAAAAUCUACUAGUGAAUGGGUUCAUAACUUUAACUUGUUUAUUCUUUAUAUAAAAAAAUAAUGUAU